GCCUCUCACCAAUAAAAAACGCUUAUUUUUCGUAUAUUUUGUUGUUCAUUGUUGAACUUCAAAUUCAAAUCUCUUCCGAACAAGUCCGAAAUCGCAUCGAGUCCAGCCAGUCCAGCCGUUAUUUUUCAAACCUUUCCCCAACAUUUUCUAAAGUUCUCGUCUAACCCGCCGAGUCCAAGGUCCCUUAAGCUGCGAUCAAGAGAUAUGGACGACUUCAUCAUCCCGAUUUACCUAACCGAUCGCGCCGAGGCAGCGAUCGAACAAUGUGAUAUGGUUAACGAGCUCAUCGGGACAGCAGUGGUGCAAACUCACGUGAACACUACUGCGAGCCAGUACCUGACGCUGGCCUUUAACCACCAGGACGUCACUUACACCGAGCGUCGACACACAGUUGCCAAAAAAGUGGUGCACCUUCGUCGUCAGGCCCGCGAGAAUGGUGCCAGAAUCAGGAGGGUGACGUUUGAGCCUCACGAUGGGCCUUUGAGCUACGAGUUUCUCCCCCAGAGACAAAUUAAGAGACGCCAAUCCAAAGACGGCCUGCUGAUGGAAACCUCUAUGCGCUCUACGUCCUUGCCGCUACCAACGCCUUGGCUUACGACGGCGCCCUGAGCAAUCUUGGGAUAUUGGACUAACUAUAUACCAUAGGUUGACCACCUACCCUUAGGGUUAGGGUAUCACGUAUCACCAUGCCAAGUUUCAUCCAGAUCCAACAACCCUCGCCAAACACUUCAGAUUGAUUUGGAAAUGGCCUUACAUAAUUUGAAUUAAUUAAGAAAACGAAAAAAAGGCGACAAAAGUUUGAAAAAAAAUAUACCAGAAAUUUCUCAAAAUGCCACACCCCUUUUUUAUUUCGGGCUGAACGCUGAACACAUACACCUACUUCAUGACCACUGACCGCCUCUGCUGCAGUGGAAGUUGAGGUGGUUGCUCAUUUCGUUUGCCAAUUGGUAAAUGCAAAUACGACCCUGCUGGUUUAAAUCUCAAAUUUAUUUUAAUUUUUCUUUAGAUUCAUCAGCGAUUUUGUUGUUGUAUGUUGCAGAUGUUGCUUGGGUGUUCUCUAUCUCGGCAAUUUUUAAUCUCAUCUAGAUGCAGCAUCAAAUUUGUCACAUUCAAAAGUUUUCCUUCAGCCAGCGCAAAAACUUCAAUCCUCUCAUUGUCAGAGAAGAAAAGUACAAUGAGAUCUGAAUGAGAUGCUCAAAAUGUUGAAGAAAACUAAAGACAUGAGUAACAUGUGCUGAAAUAAAUGUUCAAUCUGUUAAUUAAGUUACAAUUUACUUUUUUUUUAAUAAAUUUCAAUUUUGAACGUUAUUUUUUUACUUCUAGUCUCACAUCCUAAAUUGUGCAUGACAAUUAAUUAUUUUAAAUUGUUUUUUUUCAAUUCUCAUUUACACAUCUUACAUUUUGCAUUGAUAUUCGCCCCUCAAGCUGUACAUUUUAAUGAUAUAUAGUGACCAAGAACAAUUUUUUUUUGUAAAACACAUGAAUGAAAAUUUUGUUUAAUGAAAAAAAAUUAU
Messenger RNA from Neocloeon triangulifer, 1514 nucleotides. RefSeq lists its product as uncharacterized. Bases 205 to 609 code for a protein of 134 amino acids. The record is from RefSeq and is a predicted model, not a curated record. NCBI's taxonomy places the organism in Eukaryota, Metazoa, Arthropoda, Insecta, Ephemeroptera, Baetidae. The transcript has 3 exons.